Molecule: messenger RNA, 11775 nt
Organism: Athene cunicularia (burrowing owl)
Lineage: Eukaryota; Metazoa; Chordata; Aves; Strigiformes; Strigidae
Gene: PEAK1
Product: pseudopodium enriched atypical kinase 1
Exons: 5
Coding region: 283-5553 (1756 amino acids)
Biological process (GO): protein phosphorylation
Cellular component (GO): focal adhesion; actin cytoskeleton
Molecular function (GO): protein kinase activity; ATP binding
Source: RefSeq, a predicted model, not a curated record
AUGUUGCUGUCCUGACCCCAGUAAUCAUGAAGAGAAGGGGAUGAAGCGAAUUUGUCUGGAGAAGUAGGAAAUUUUAAAAUUUCCAGCAGGAUUUAUUGCCAGUGGCUGCAGAAGGUUUUGCAAAGCCAACUGUUGGUGUUAGAAUGGAUGAAAUUCCUCAAACUUAAGCGAAUGAUCACUGCUCAAAACAGUAGCCAUACUAAGUGGACAGAGUGGAAACAUAUGGAUGAAAUUCUUACCAUGCACUGAACAGCACAGCAUCAAGCGCAAAGCUCUGGGAAAAUGUCUGCUUGCAACACUUUCACUGAACACGUCUGGAAACCUGGUGAAUGUAAAAACUGCUUCAAGCCCAAAAGCUUGCAUCAGUUACCCCCAGUAUCGGAAAAAAAAAACCUCUCACAUGGAAACCUGAAAUCCAAUGCAAACCAAAGUAACAGCCAUCGUGGGAGAAAUACAGGAAACUUCCGACCACCUGUGGCAAAGAAACCCACUAUAGCUGUGAAACCCACCAUGAUGGUAGUAGAUGGGCAGGGUGUAUGUGGCGAAAUCAGCACACCAGAUCAUUGUGAGAAUAAAUCAGUGCCUGCAGGUUGGAACCGAAACAAAGCUGUCUUGAACAAAAAACCACUGAACAAUAAUAAUGAAGAUGAAAUUGAAGGUUAUAGCCAUGUUCAUAGGCCUUACGGCAACAAUGAUGGUGUAGGUAAGAUACCAAAUAACAAUAAUAAUGGACUGACAGAAGUUUUGAAGGAGAUUGCGGGUUUGGAUGCCACACCUCAGCUAACUGGAAAUGAAAUGAACUCAAGAGAAACCUUCCUGGGAAGAAUAAAUAAUUGUUAUAAGAGAUCAUUAGAAAGAAAGAUCCCUCCAAGCUGCAUGAUGGGUGGAAUGAAGGAUUCACACAGUAAGCAUGUUAUUCUGAGUGGAAGCACUGAAGUAAUAAGUAAUGAAGGUGGACGUUUCUGUUACCCGGAGUUCUCUAGUGGAGAUGAGAGUGAGGAUGACGCGUUUUUUGGCAGCAUGCAAGAAGAGCAUGAGAGCUGGGAUGAAAGUGAUGAAGAGUUGCUAGCAAUGGAAAUUCGUAUGAGGGGCCAACCUCGCUUUGCUAAUUUUAGAGCUAACACCCUAUCUCCUGUUCAGUUCUGUGUUGACAAAAAAUGGAAUACUGUGCCCCUUAGAAACAAGUCUCUCCAGCGGAUCUGUGCAGUUGAUUAUGAUGACAGUUAUGAUGAAAUUUUAAAUGGUUACGGGGAAGAGACUGUGAUUCUUUAUGGGCAAGAGAGCAUGCAGAGCAUGGUAUCUUCUGAUUCUACAUCUCCUGAUUCGUCUUUGACAGAAGAGUCUCGUUCCGGAACAACUAGCAGUUCUUCGCAGAAGCUCUGUAAUGGAGGGUUAUCUCCUAGUACUCCUCAGGACCUCAAAUUGAUUGAACCAGAAUAUGAAAGUCUUUGUGAUAAUCAACAAGUGAAGGAUGUGUCAAAAGCUCCCAGAAAUGUUCCGAAAAGUCUGGAAACUCACAAGGCAGUCCUUGCGCUUCGGUUAGAAGAGAAGGAUGGCAAAAUUGCUGUGCAGACUGAUAAGCAAGAGAAUAAAAGUUCUUCAGAUGUUGCUGGUCAAGCUGUAACUAUUAAUUUGGUGCCUGUGGAAGAGCAAGCUAAACCUUACAGGGUGGUGAAUAUGGAACAACCAGUCUGCAAGCCAUAUACCAUAGUAGAUGUAUCAGCUGCCAUGACCACUGAAUGUAAGGAGAACCAGACUGAAACCUCAGAAACCAAAAAUACAUCCUCUAACCCGAGCUCACCAGUAACUCCCGGCACGCCUGUUACAUCCUCUGCAGCAUCACCUGUACGAGUAAAUACUAAUCUGAAAAAAUCCAGUGCAAUCAGAUAUCAAGAAGUGUGGACUUCUAGUACGAGCCCAAGACAGAAGAUACCAAAGGUGGAGUUAAUUGCUAACAGCUCUGGACCUUCUGUUCCUCCCAGGAAGACAAGCCACAAAUCAGCUCCUACUUCACCUACAGCUACAAACAUUUCUUCAAAAACUAUCCCAGUUAAGUCUCCCAAUUUAUCUGAGAUAAAAUUCAACAGCUACAAUAAUGCUGGCAUGCCACCUUUUCCUAUUAUCAUUCAUGAUGAGCCCACUUAUGCUAAGAGCUCCAAAAAUGCUAUUAAAGUUCCUAUUGUAAUCAAUCCAAAUGCAUAUGAUAACCUGGCUAUCUAUAAAAGUUUUCUAGGGACCAGCGGAGAGCUGUCCAUCAAAGAUAAAACUACUAGUGUAAUAAGCCACACAUAUGAAGAAAUAGAAACAGAAAGCAAAAUGACUGAAGCCAUAGGAAGUAAACCCACUGAAUGUUCCCAAGCGAAGGGGGUGACUAAUAGCUCUGAAUGCAGGCUGGGUUCUGUGGCUCAAAAGGUCCAAGAGUUUAAUAGCUGUCUCAGUAAAAGUCAGAUAUCACCACAAAGAAGUCAUAGUUCUGACCACAGCUCCCCAUCGAGAGCUCAAAAGACAACACAAGAGCCUGCAGCAAAAAUAGACAUAACACCAGAGGCUUCUGUUGGCAGCAGCAGCAGUGGUAGAGAGAACGCGAGCACGGUGCUUUCACAGAUCGUGGCUUCUAUCCAGCCUCCGCAGUCUCCUCCAGAAACGCCUCAGUCUGGGCCCAAGUCUUGUAGCGUAGAGGAACUGUAUUCCUUACCCCCUGAUGCAGAUGCUACUAAAAACACCCUGGUACGACCCAAAUCUCUGUUUACGUCACAGUCUGAAAUAGAGUCAUCCAAGACGGUGGAAAACACUGCCGUUAAAAUGCAGAAAGACUCACUUUCACAGCCGGUUGCCACUCACUCUCCAAAGCCGGUGAGAACCACGCCAAAUACCACAAGUCCCAAAACAGAGCAAGCGCCACCGUUUCCUCCUCCACGGUCCACUUCGUCACCCUAUCAUGCAAGUAACUUGUUGCAAAGACAUUUCAGCAAUUGGACCAAACCAAACAGUCCCACCAGGUCGACAGAGGCUGAAUCAAUCCUUCAUUCAGAAGGUCGGCGAGCUGCUGAUGCGAAACCCAAACGCUGGAUAUCAUUUAAGAGCUUCUUCCGCCGCAGGAAAACCGAUGAUGAGGAAGACAAAGAGAAAGAAAAAGAGAAAGGAAAAUUGGUGGGUCUUGAUGGAACUGUCAUACAUAUGCUCCCCCCUCCUCCAGUUCAACGUCAUCACUGGUUCAGUGAGGCCAAGUCAGACUCCAGUGAGAAGCCGUCGAUUGUUUUCAUGUAUAGAUGUGACCCGGCACAACCUGAACCAAAGGCUGAUGUUCAGAACAAGAGUGGAGUGGAGUCUGCUAUCGCAGAUGCACUAGCAAAAGACAAAGGAGAAACGCAGGAAAAGUCUCCAGAGAGCUCUGAACAGAAAAUAGAGAGUCACUCAUCACCAGCUCCAAUUCCCAAGAAAAUCCCCAGUCAAGUGCCCGAUGAUACGACACUGGAGGAGUUGUCCCCUCGUGUUCCUAGAGCUGUGUUUGUGAAGCAGGACAAUGGUGGCAGUGCCUCAGUCAUCCCAGUAUCAUCUGUCCGUGUCCCACAAGGGGAGGAAGAAAAGGAAGAAGCUUCAAACUCUCCUGACUUAAAUCCCUGCAGUGCUACAUACAGCAAUUUAGGACAGUCCAGAGCAGCCAUGAUACCCCCAAAACAGCCAAGGCAACCGAAGGGGGCUUUGGAUGAUGCCAUUGCUUUUGGAGGACUAGUAGACCAGGAGACAAUAAACAACUUACAGCCAACACCACCUCCACUGCCAAAGAAAACCAUUUUGAGAGCAAACACAGAGCCGACUCCCAGAGAUCUCCAGAAGCAGGCUCUGGAGAACAACCUGUGCAUCGUGGCCAAUCCUACCUACGAUAUUGACACCAACUGGGAAGCAAGCAGCGCCUGCUCUUCGGUCAGCCUGGAGCUCAAAGUACUGGACAAUGAGUCAGGAGAUUCCUUGGACAGGCCUACAGAAAAACUAAGGGCAACAACCUCCGCAACUAACAGUGUUUCCAGCCUAACCACUAUCAGUAUUAAGGAGCGGUGUUCCAAUAGCAUGGAGUCUCUAACAGGGAGACGCAUCUCGCAGACUAAGCAGGGCAAAGGUGUCCAGAAGCCACAAAGGCAAGCACUUUAUCGAGGAAUUGAAAACCGAGAAGAGGUGGUAGGUAAAAUCCGAAGCCUUCAUGCUGAUUCACUGAAGAAGCUGGCACUUAAAUGUGAAGACUUGUUCAUGGCUGGACAAAAAGACCAGUUGCGAUUCGGGGUGGACAGCUGGUCAGAUUUCAGGCUAACCAGUGACAAGCCAUGCUGUGAGGCAGGCGAUGCGGUUUACUACCCGGCUUCUUACGCAAAAGAUCCUCUCAACAAUUACGCAGUCAAGAUUUGUAAGAGCAAAGCUAAGGAAUCCCAGCAGUAUUAUCACAGCCUGUCUAUCCGGCAGAGUCUGGCUAUCAACUUUAACAUCCAACAGGACUGUGGCCAUUUCCUUGCUGAAGUACCAGUUCGUCUCCUUCCAUGGGAGGAUGCCAAUGCACCAGAGGUGGAAGAAGAAGAGCAGGAAGAAGAGGAGAAGGAGCCUGAGCAAAAGAACAGAGAUGCUCCUUCCAACACAGAGACUUCACAGAAAGACAGCUCAAGCAACCAGGGGACCAUCAGCAAGCCACGCAGCCGUGUUGUGGUCAUCACGCGGGAGGUCCCAUACCUAACAGUGGCCGACUUUGUGCGAGAAUCUGCGCCCCGCCAUGCAAAAAGCCCAGAUUUAUAUGAAAGGCAGGUCUGUCUACUGCUUUUACAGCUGUGUUUGGGCCUGGAGCACCUGAAACCCUAUCAUAUCACACACUGUGAUCUGCGGUUAGAGAACCUGCUGCUGGUUCAUUCUAGGCCAGGAAGCAGCCCUCUGAGCUCUGAGUCCAUGGAACCCAGUCCCAACACUGCCUGCCCAGCCAGACUAAUAGUGAGCAAUUUCUCCCAGGCCAAGCAGAAGAGUCAUAUGGUGGAUCCUGAGGUUCUACGGGAUCAGUCCCGCCUGGCUCCAGAAAUCAUCACUGCAACACAGUACAAAAAGUGUGAUGAGUUCCAGACUGGCAUCCUCAUCUACGAAAUGCUGCACUUACCCAAUCCCUUUGAUGAGAAUCCAGAGCUGAAGGAGAAGGAGUAUACCCGUGCUGAUCUCCCCAAGAUUCCUUGCCGUUCCCUCUACUCUCAAGGGCUUCAGCAACUUGCCAGCUGCCUGCUGAAUCCCAACCCUUCAGAGAGGAUCCUGAUAUCAGAAGCCAAGGGAAUCCUUCAGUGUUUGCUUUGGGGUCCACGUGAGGACUUGUUCCACGCUCUAAGUACAUCUUCCAACCCCUCACGGAGAGAUGCUGUACUUCAGAACUGGCUGGAUAUAAAAAGGACGCUGCUGAUGAUCAAAUUUGCAGAGAAGUCCUUGGACAGGGACUGUGGAGUUAUUCUGGAAGACUGGCUUUGUUGUCAGUAUCUGGCUUUUGCCACUAUAGACUCACUUCACCGCAUUGUGAGAAUCAUGCAGCAGCACUAGUUUGUAGAACCUGUUGCUUUUCAUGAAGCACCCCACACCUACACCCCAGCCCUCACUCCAGCCUGCCCUAGGGCUCACACUUUGUAUAAGUGUUAAAAAAUAGCCUAGAUGUCAAAGCCAGCAACUCUGAGCAAAUAGGUUCCAACUGGAGAAAUUGAAUCCUGUACCAAAUAUGACAGAAACUUUACUUUUUUGCCAGGCCUGUUGGGGAUUGAUUAUAUACACAUGACUUAAUUUGGAUGAGACAGUAUGUAACUUGUUAAUAUCUGGCUGAAAAGGAGAGCAAACUUUGAUACCACUAUUUCUACCACUGCAGUAAACAAAUUGCCCUCCUCUUCUGGGUAGUUUCUGUCAUUUCCGUAUGUAGCAUUGGUUAAUGAAUAGGAGUGACCAUAAGCAGAGAUGGAUUAGUUGUAAAUGUCAGAGGAAUGAUCCACCAUGCCACAAAACGCUCAUUUGCUUCCGUUCCAUAUACCACACUAAAUUUUCUCUCAGCUUAGUCCCCCACAAGCAGACUGAACUCCUUUCUCCUUUGGUCUCAACCAAACAGAUUCUGAUCUUUCUCUUAUGCUUUACACCUUCUCUUUUUCCUCUCCAGAGGUGGUUAUCCUGCUGACUGCGACAAGUGUCAGUGGGCAGUAAGCAUCUGUGUUCAGUCCUCUUUCCUCCUUCUCUGCCUCUGACUCACUGCCUACCCAUAUAACCACAGAUCCCUGAUUUCAACAAUGCUGCCUUAAUCAGACCAUUACCCUUAGCUUAAGACCUCUGCAUUAAAAAGCAGAAUAUGCACGCUUUGUCUAUCCCAUUUCCUACAUGACAUACACCAGUCUGGACUGUUGAUGUACUGUAGCUAUAAUCACAUUUAUACAAGAACAAUACAACACAUGGUGGGCAAUUGAAAUUUCCCUUCCAUUGCAAAGGCACUAAAGCCUGACUUGAAAUGGAUAGGAUGUACGUAACCUUCUCUGACAAUCACUGCUAUGAAUCAGGGAUGAAAAUAACAGCCACCUCUUCUGUUUUAUUUUGGUCUGCUCUUGUCACUUGUGCCAUAUUGCAAAGUGGGACAGAAAUUGGCUCUGCUGGUGUGUUGGCAGGAGAUAGAAAUGUUUAGAGCUUGUCUGUGUGUAGCUAACAGGCCACAUGGAGACACUUUUACUGCAGACACAGUUCUCUGAAGGGUGAAAACAAGGGGGCAAAAACACUGUUGUUUAAUUAUUGAGGAAGCUGUUAAGUUUGGCAGCCACAACUAACAGUAUCAUGAUCCAUUUUCCCCACAGCGGUGUUUGGCUGCGUAUUUCGUCUGUUGUAACUGGUAUUUUCUAAUGUUGCUAUAGACAACACCCUAAAAAUGGAAUGUUGUCAGAAUAGCUCUGAGCAUUGCAGACAGAAUUUUGGACUAGAACAGGAAUUAGUGAGGAUUAAAGAGAUGGAAUUUUUAAAACCUCAACCUGAAGGAGCUUUUCACUUUUAGAGGCCGCUGCUGACUUUCUUCCCUGACUUAAUGGCCGUUUCCUAUGGAACCUCUGCAGUUGUACCCAACGGUAUCUUUGCUCAGUAUUGCUAGGCUCUGAAUUGUUUCCUGAAUUGCUCUGAAGAAUUGAUCUGGACGCAGGGGAAAAAAUGAUACCGAAUAUUCUGACCCGGGUGAUGGAAAGCAGACAGCCCUAGUUAUGAGCCUGUGCUUCUCUCCUAUGGAUCUAUGUGCAAUUCUUGUAUGUAUUUUUUAAAGCUGUAUGUUACAGUGUUCACUUUACAAACCAGCCUUUACCUGAUGCUAGAUCUGCAGCCCCUUCCUUUAUUACUUUCCUGGCACAUAAAUGCACAGAUAUCCGUGUGUUCUUUUUAUGGAUUGAUGUUUCAUUUUAAUUGUUAAAACUGUGAGGAAUCAAUUCACUUCAGCCUUGAAACAAAUAGCCACUUUAUACAGCAUAUGCAUGCUUGGACCAGAUGCAUGGAAACUGAACAAACAGUCCUGCAGGCUUAAAGUCAGCAAAACUAGCUCUGGAUCCACACCGUACAUUUGGAGGGGUUGAAAUGUCUCUAUUGUUCUUCUCUGGCAUCUAUCAGAGCUAAGCUGAAUAGUGUGUGGAAGCCUACAUCGAUUGUGCUGUAGUAUAGACUGUCUUUGUGACCUUUCUAAAGAUUUUUUUGAAACUUCUGAUUAUUGUUCUUUUGUUUGAUUCACCUGUAUCAGUGAAGGAUCAGGCAAGGAUAAGGAUCAUAUAUUUUAAUGUGAUUUUUUUUUCUUUCUCUUUUUGGCAAAAAGGUUAGGAUGGCAGCAUUGAUGCAGAAAAAGAGGACAGUGCAUUAAAAGCCCAAGUGCAAUGUAUGUAGUUGAGGUACUUCCACUACAUCAGGAAAGAAAGUUUCUACACUACUGCUGAGCAGCUUGUAGAAGAACCUUUACAAAGUAUCACACACACGUUCAAUGCAGCCCUGCUUUAUCUGGACACAGGAGGGCAAUGCUCUCAUAGCUUAAAUAACACCGAGCAUGACAAGACACUCGCUUACUAUCUACUAGCUAUUAGUCACAGUGUGUUGAGCUACAAGUAGGGCUUCUUGUUCUCUGUGGUCUGGUUUUGUGUUUGUUUUGUAGCGCAUGUGCACACAUAACUUCUCACCCAACUCACAUAGGCCGUACAAGCAACUCUUGGACCACUUGCCAUUGCAGUGGGCUCGUUCCUUGAAGCUGGUAGGUGGUUCCGUGUAUAAGGACACAUGUUCUCAGUGUCACUUUCAUGUCAACACGCACAUGCAAAGUUGAAUUUUGAAUGUUUUACAGCCAUACGUAUUUAAUGCAGCUGGUCCGAAGCCUUUGUAUCUCUAGCUAUCUAAUUUCAGUUUGUACCUUUUGUGAUGAACCAAUACUCAUUUUAGCUCUGCAGUAUAAUCAAGCAUGGAUAGAUGUUCACUACCAAUCUCCUUCUUGUGCAGCACUGGGUAAACUUUAGCAAUUUGUGAUGUUGUGUGUUGUUUUUUUUUUUCUUUAAAAAAGAAAGAAUGGUCAAAGUAGUCAAACACAAUCCGGCCUGAGCUAAUCCUUGGAGAGCUUGAGGCUGACUUUGCAGAUACGCCCAUAGCCGAUGAUUGUAACUGUGUUUGUGGUAGUUCUCCAUACUGGGAACAGAUUGUGCCACAUAAAUAUAUGAGAAUGUAUGCAUUAAACUGAUUGUAAACAAAUCCUAAGAAUGCUACAGCAUAAUUGCUAAGCGAAAGGAAAAAAACCCGCUCUGUUUGUAACUGGGAUCCUGUGUAUGACAGGAACAAAACCCCUGGCUGUGCAUGUAAUAACUUACUUGAAUACGUGCACAGAUCUUGAAUUUUCUUUUAGCAAUGUCGCACUUUCAGUUGAGCUCAAGAAAUAGGAAGAGCUGCAAAUCUAAGAUAACAGUAUUGCCUGUAAAUAUAUAUUUUUCUAUGAAUAAAAGCUGUCAUUCAAAUAUUUUUAACAUGAACUCUAAAGAUUUUUCCACUGGAAACUAAUUUCUGGAAAAAUCAAACGCUUGUUUGAAGAAUUAUGAUGAGUGGUUUCUGAUCCUAUUAGAGCCAUUUAAAACCUCUCUAACAUUACAGAGAGAGCACAGUGAUUGGAUUCACAAUGUUUAGUGCCUUGUCAAAAACCUAAAAUGUAGCUGGUCAGUUGAUGGAAAUCUUACUCUUUUUAUAAUAGCCCUAAAAAUAAUACUGCCCACAUUAGAAUGCAAACAACUUUACAAAACUAAAUGCUCUACUUCCUAUGAUACUGAGUUGAUCUCUUCAAUGAGAUUUGGUUUUAGAGUUUAUAUGAACAAGUUCCUUUAAGUUGCUUGUGGUACAGCAUAAACAUGCAGUAACAAAAUUGUGGGCUUUCAAAUUGGGAUCUGCACAGGGAGAGUAAUAGUGGAUAACAAGUCAAUUGGUCUAGACUGACCACAGGAUCAAAAGAAGCCUAUUGCUUUGACAAUCUACUGCAGACACUCAGCUUCUAGGACAUGAGGAAUCUGAUUCGUCUGGAAGAAGCGGUGAAGGUAAGAUGUGCUGCUCCUGCUAUAGGUAGUGGAUGUGCUGCACACCAUGCUACUCCCGAGAUAUUAGGAAAAAUGGUUUUGUUUUCUAUUUCUUAAAUGGGAAUUACUUAUUCACUAAUUAUCUUUCAAACCUCAGAUCUGAUCCAGUCAAUACGCAUAACCAGGUGAAUAUAAAAAGAGCCUACUAGUGAAAACUUGCCUACAAAUUUUCAGAAAUUAAGGAAUCCAGAAUUUUAUUCUGGAGCCUCUGAAAUGUCCAAAUAGAGAAGCCUGGUCUCACUUCAGUAUUUCAGACAUGCUGAAAUCAAUAACUCAAGCUAGGAUAUCAUGUUGCUGGCCCACAGACAAGAAUGCAUGUAGCAUUUACUGAAAAGUUCCACCUUAAAUCUGUUAUGCUCCACACAUCCAGGCAGCACCCCCAGGGUGUGAAUGGAUCAUCUUGACAUUUUAACACAGGGGAAUUCCCACAUAUUCGAAAGAAAAAUACAUUAUUUAAAUAAAUCACAUGUGUGUUAGGGUUCAGCUACUUGGAGAAUCUAUUCAGCAGCUUCACACUAUAGGUCCUUAACUUUAGCAUGUAAAAAUAGUAUUUGCUGCUGAAAUGAAAUGUAUCUGUUUCUCAGUUCUUGUGCUGAGAUGCCCCACCUAAUUUUUUUUUGUUUGUAAUAGCAAUUAAAUUCAUAUGUAAAUAUAAAUUAAGUAGUCUUGGUUUUAUUUAAAUUAAAUGUAACUUUUCUGAGGGAUACAAUGGAAACUGAAUCAGACCUUUUAAUGCACUUUCCUUUCCUCCUCUCCCCAAAUAGGAAUUCAGCUGUUUCUCUGCAGAAACAGUACAUGACCAUUAUUCCCUGCAUGACUAGGUCAUCUAUUUCACUCUGAUUUUGCAGAGGUAGUGUUGGUUCUGCUCAGACUCCUGUAAAACCUAGAGCACAGUCUGAGCCCUUCAGCCCACUGAGAGAGAGAUGUGAUGGUGAUUUAGUUAUGCAGUAAGAUAACAUCAGAGAAGUGCAGAAUCGAAUUUUAAAUACCUCUGUAAAAAUACACCUGUGGAAAUAUUCUGUAAACAACCACCUGGAUUCCAAACACUUCAAGGGAUGAAUUCACAAAAAAUACUUUUAAAAAGAAAUACUGGGGAGAAAUUUCUUUAGGGCACCCUCAACUCCAAAAGGAGGAGCAAGUCUUUCCCACUGCGAUGUUGCAGAGAAUUUCUAGUAGAUGUUUGUUUGGAUUUUAUUAUUCACCUGGAUGCAGUAUUAGAAGGAUGGUAACUUUGAAUAGGUGUAGAGUGUAAUUUAAAUAAUUUCCUGUAAGUCUCCUUGCAUUGGUACUCCACUCAGCAUUUAGUUGGAAACCACAGAAUGCUUUCAGAUCAGAGUUGCCAGUGAGAAAUGGAAUACUGAACUUACCUGUACAUAAGCAUUUUUCCACUCUACAGAAUUUGAGCAUUUGGUUUGUACUUUAGACUUUUUUUUUUUUUUUUCAUAAAUCCAAGGGGAAGAUUUCAGGGAUUUAGAAGAGUUUGGAAUUUUUUUAUAUGGAGGAAAUAUUUGUUCAUAUAUAUAUAUACAUACAUAUAUAUAUAUAUGUGUGUGUGGGCAUGUUUUAAUAUAUAUAUGUAUGUAUAUAAAUUUUUGUAUCCCAGAAGCAUUCUUUGCCCCUUUUUGCUUGAAAAUAUAUAUAUUAUAUAUUGUAUAUAUAAUAUAUAUUUAAGAGUGUGUAAAUUUGAAUAUAGUCAUUUCAUAAAUAACACCUCUUCAAAACCGACUUGAAACUACUGUUUCUUUGUCCUUUGGCUUGGUGGUAUUAGAAGGUUUUGCAGUUGAAAUCCUUGGGUUUUUUUCUUUUAAAACUUAAUUAUGCUGAGCAUUUAAGAAUAUGUUCUUGUUUUUAAUAAAAGGGGGAAAUUUAUUUUUCAAUUAGGGAUUCCAAAAUCAAUGGACUUUUAUAACAGAAUUUCUUUAAAUCCCUUGAAUAAGGGAUUUUUUUUUUUUCAACUCCAUUCUUGUGGGUAAUUUGUAUUUGGAAUUCCUGGUUGCAUUGCUUUAUCUGGUGCUUCAUAUUGAUAUUUACACGUUUUUAUAUAAAUAAGUAUAUAAAAUUCAAGCCUUCCUUUGUGAUCAGGGGCAGUUACACUCUGGUUUGCUGUGGUACUUUGCUGUGUACUCUGUGGCAUUCAUGUUACUGUGUAAAUAAACUAGUUUUAUUACACUCAAAA